Melitaea cinxia (Glanville fritillary) is the source of this 482-nucleotide messenger RNA. RefSeq names its product protein transport protein Sec61 subunit gamma. Gene Ontology annotation, cellular component: membrane; Ssh1 translocon complex. Bases 162 to 368 code for a protein of 68 amino acids. The transcript has 3 exons. Gene Ontology annotation, biological process: protein targeting; post-translational protein targeting to membrane, translocation. The record is from RefSeq and is a predicted model, not a curated record. Lineage: Eukaryota; Metazoa; Arthropoda; Insecta; Lepidoptera; Nymphalidae. Gene Ontology annotation, molecular function: transmembrane protein transporter activity.
ACGUACGACGUCGAGACGUGGCUGACGUUCGUAGCUUUUACUUGUCACAAACUCAGCUCGUCUCUUGUGAAGUCGAGGUAUUUUUAUUUUAUUUGUGAGACAAAUAUUAAAUACCGCGUCGCUCGUUUUCAAAGUGAAUUAAAAAAUAUAUUUAAUAAAAAAUGGAUCAAAUUGCCAAGUUUGUUGAACCUGGGAAGCAGUUCGCCAAGGACUCCAUCAGAUUAGUCAGAAGGUGUACGAAGCCUGACAGAAAAGAAUUCCAAAAGAUCGCCAUAGCCACAGCUAUCGGUUUCUGCAUCAUGGGUUUCAUCGGUUUCUUCGUAAAGUUGAUACACAUUCCCAUCAACAACAUCAUUGUUGGAUCGUAGGCUAGUAGUAGUUUAGUUGUACCUUACCAUAAGCCCUUGGAUUUGUCUAAGUUAAUUCUCACUUUCAUAAAGCUAUCAUCAAAUUCUCUUAGAAUAAAUUAUUUCAUUUUCUAA